Molecule: messenger RNA, 1965 nt
Organism: Penicillium robsamsonii
Lineage: Eukaryota; Fungi; Ascomycota; Eurotiomycetes; Eurotiales; Aspergillaceae
Product: DUF3405 domain-containing protein
Exons: 4
Coding region: 1-1965 (654 amino acids)
Source: RefSeq, a predicted model, not a curated record
AUGUCUGGUGAUCUUUUUGAUUAUUCCUUAUUCCAGAGACACUCUAGUAGUUCCAUUGCGGGUGAAGCUAUCAAAGUAAAAGAUCCCUCGUUUCUCCUCUCUUAUUGGCCCAUUCUGAUUUGUAUCAGCCCUCCCCCGACAGCACCCCCGACAGCACCCCCGACAGCACCCCCGACAGCACCCCCGACAGCACCCCCUACGCCCCCUACAGAAGACUCUCCUACAGAACAAUCUAUUGACCCGUUCCCGAGAGAUUAUGCCAGUCAAUCUCGAAUUUCGUCUCAAGUGAUCAACGACCCCUAUCCACACUAUCAUAGUGUGGAAGGGACGUCGUCAAAUGGUUCUUACCAGCCGUGUAUUGGACCCGGCGGGCAAACCCUGAGCCGCAGAAAUGAAGAUAUGAUGAUGAGCGGGUUUCGUUGGAAUACUUCAGAUUUUCCAACACCAAUUUUUGGAUCAUAUGAGUCGUGGAAUUUGAACAAGAGUCUAUGUGCCGAUCGCUACUCCCGAUAUGGCGCAUAUGGUUAUCUCCAGGGCAAUCAAAGCACUCAAAUCCACGAUUCGCAGAAUACAACUGGUUCCAACAAGACUGCCGAAAUAGACUGGAAGAAGGUCGACUGGGCUAAUUUGCAAUCUGAGUGUCUGCAGCGCAAUAGCGAUCGAUAUCGCACGCAACCAUCUGAAGAGAGGAUUGUCGCUCUGUACAAGUCACUGGAUAAGGAUGUAAAGCCUCGCGAGCCCUUGAACGAAACAAGCAAGAUCCAAUCCCGGACAGCUGUUAUAUUGCGCUCUUGGCUCGGUAUGAAAUACACCGAGAACGACUUGUAUCACAUUCGAUCGAUGAUUAUGGAGUUGGCACUCUACUCAGGUGCGGAAUAUGAGCUUAUUCUCAUGAUCGACUGCCAGGGCGAGAAAUUGCCUAAAAAGACUGAUCACGCUGCCUGGAAGGAAUUCGAAGAGAAAUAUUUGCCACAGGAGCUGCGCAGUCUGGCGGUAUGGUUUAACGCGGAUAUGUUAAACGAUUGGUAUCCUGCGAUUGAGGUUCAUGUAGCGAUAUUGCAAUAUUUCCAGCCCACGCAGAUCUUCUCACGACUACACCCUCAGUACGACUACAUCUGGCAGUUUGAGAUGGACUCGCGAUACACCGGCCAUAUGUACGACCUUUUGCACAAGGCAACAGAGUUUGCGAAACAACAACCACGAAAGUAUCUCUGGGAGCGUAACUCCCACUUCUAUAUUCCUGCUGUCCACGGCACCUGGGAAGAGUUCACGAAGAAGGUGGACCAGGAAAUGCUUGGCCAUGACAACGGCACUGUUUGGGGCCCUCGGCCCGCAGAAGGCAUUGACAUCAAAGGACAAGCCAUUAUGCCUCCUGUGCCACACCCAGCAAAUGAGACAGGGACCUGGGGCGUGGGUGAAGAAGCCGAUCUGAUCACCUGGUUGCCCCAUUUCAACCCAGUUGGUACGGGCUGGCCUUUCCGUGACCGUGUCUUCAAUUUCCCUCAAGAUCAAGAGACUCCACGCUGGGCAGCUGUCGUGGCAAUGUCGCGCAUCUCGGCACGACUUCUCAGUCUGACGCAUAACGAUAAGGUGAAAUUGGGGGUUGGUCUCGCAUCCGAGAUGUCCCCUAUAUCCUGGGCUUUGUACUAUGGUUUCAAGGCGGUCCAGGUCCCUCAACCGGUGUACCAUGAUGCCAUAUGGGAUCCUGAGGAAUUGAACCGUCGCGCCAACCCGGGUGAGCCUGGCAAGGUCAACGCUGGGGUUGACAGUAUCUGGAGCUGGGCCAAACAUGAUGACAUUCUCUACAACACGACGUUUAUGUUUGAUUCUAAAUUUGCGGAGAGACUAUAUAGAGCCUGGAUGGGAUAUGACAGCGCCAAAGAGUGGGAGAAGGAAAACCCUCGACUCUGUCUUCCUCCUAUCUUUUUACAUCCGGUCAAGAACAGUGAGUCUGUGAAGACAUAA